Guyanagaster necrorhizus is the source of this 579-nucleotide messenger RNA. RefSeq lists its product as uncharacterized. NCBI's taxonomy places the organism in Eukaryota, Fungi, Basidiomycota, Agaricomycetes, Agaricales, Physalacriaceae. The transcript has 6 exons. The record is from RefSeq and is a predicted model, not a curated record. Bases 1 to 579 code for a protein of 192 amino acids.
AUGCUGGGUAUGCCGUCUCUCAGCUCCUUCUCUGUUACACUGCAAGGCCUCGGAAGGGCUAUAACAUCUCAGGCCGCAAUGAAGAGCAUUAGGAAACAGAACAAUUUGACAGGAAAUAGAAGAGAAUAUUGGUGCAAUUCAAUCACAAAAGACUCACGGAUAGACUCACAAACUUCACUCGCAGAACUUCAAGGCAUCUCUUCUGCAUUUCUGCUGGUCAAAGAUCACAGCAUUGACACUGGCAGCUGUGGUGAUGGUUUGGCCUUGGAUCAGGAUCUCCCUCUCAAGGAGUCCCAAACACAAUCAGAAUGUUUGUAUCAGAUUGAAAUUGAGGGCUUUUUGAAAUUGGAGAACAACACUGGGGAACAAAGAUGGAUGAAGACAUCCAGAAUGUCACAUCCUUCCCUAAGUAGAAUGGAGGUCAUCCACAUGGAGAGAGGUGUCUGUCAAGGUCAGUUGAGUAAUGUUAGGGAACAUGAUGAUGGAGGCAUGCAAUCAGUGGCAGGAUGGAAACUCAGACCAUUUCACUUCAUUGAGGAAGAGCAUGUGGAUGUCCCCAUGUUGGGUGACAGCCACUAG